CCCAAGACUAGUCAGACCCGGCCUUGGAGUUGUGGGCGCCGCGCUCUGGACGCCCCGUGGAUCCUCCUCCCAGCUCGGGUCUGGACUUUCCCCUGGAGCCUGACAACAGCACCUGCCCACCUGCCACUGUGACCAUGUCUGCCAACGGGACAGAAGAUAGCGCCAAUACCCAGAUGGGCCCGGAAAAACCAGUGCAGCAGCCCGGCGUGGUGGAACGCGUGGCCAACAUGCCCUUGAUCAGCUCCACGUGCGACAUGGUGUCUGCUGCCUACGCCUCCACCAAGGAGAACUACCCCCACGUCAAGACCGUGUGUGACGUGGCCGAGAAGGGCGUGAAGACGCUCACGGCCGCUGCUGUCAGCGGGGCCCAGCCCAUCCUCUCCAAGCUGGAGCCCCAGAUUGCGUCAGCCAGCGAGUAUGCCCAUAAGGGGCUGGACAAGCUGGAGGAGAACCUGCCCAUCCUCCAGAAGCCGACCGAGCAGGUCCUGGCAGACACCAAGGAGCUGAUGUCGUCCAAGGUAUCGGGUGCCCGGGAGAUGGCGUCUAGCGCCAAGGACAGCGUGGCCACCCGCGUGUCGGAGGCGGUGGACGUGACCCGGGGCGCGGUGCAGAGUGGCGUGGACAUGACCAAGUCGGUGGUGGCCAGCGGUGUCCAGUCCGUCGUGGGCUCCCGCGUGGGUCAGAUCGUCCUGAGUGGGGUGGACACGGUGCUGGGCAAGUCGGAGGAGUGGGCGGACAAUCACCUGCCCAUGACGGACGAGGAACUGGCCAAAAUCGCCACGUCCCUGGAGGGCUUCGACAUUGCAUCCGUGCAGCAGCAGCGGCAGGAGCAGAGCUACUUCGUGCGCCUAGGCUCGCUGUCGUCACGGUUGCAGAAGCAUGCCUUCGAGCACUCGCUGGGCAAACUGCAGCUCACCAGGCAGAGGGCCCAGGAGGCCCUGGGGCAGCUGUCGCAGGCGCUCAGCCUGAUGGAAACCGUCAAGCAGGGAGUAGAUCAGAAGCUGGUGGAGGGUCAGGAGAAGCUACACCAGAUGUGGCUCAGUUGGAACCAGAAGCAGCUCAAGGGGACCGAGACUGACCCAGCCAAGCCGGAGCAGGCCGAGUCCCAGGCACUGACCAUGUUCCGAGACGUCACCCAGCAGCUCCAGGCCACCUGUGCCUCGCUGGCCUCCGGAAUCCAGGGCCUGCCCACCCACGUGAGAGACAAGGCGCAGCAGGCCCGCCGCCAGGUGGAGGACCUCCAGGCCACCUUCUCCGGCGUCCACUCCUUCCAGGACCUGUCCAGCGCCAUCCUGACGCAGAGCCGCGAGCGGGUCGCCAAGGCCCGCGAGGCCCUGGACGAGAUGGUCGAGUACGUGGCUCAGAACGCCCCGGUCACGUGGCUCGUGGGGCCCUUCGCCCCCGGGAUCAUCGAGAAAGCCCCAGAAGAGAAGAAGUAGGGACGGGGAGGGGGGCUCGGGGGCUGCUUGAGCUCUCCCCCAGCCGCUCCUUCAACAUGAACUUCUAACUCGGGAAACUGAGGCACGCGCCGGUUUCCCCAUCCCUCUCCCUCUCCGAGCUUGGAGAAGACGUUAUUCCGAGCCUCUUCCCAUCACUCAUCAGGGUGAGGGUUCCAGAUUCCCGAUUUCAAAAAGAAAUUUUUUUAAAAAAAGCAGUGGUCUGGUUCUUAUUUGCCACUGCCUUUUUUCUACAUUACGGCCCCACUAUCAACCUUAAGCUAAUGGAGUUUGGACUCUAUUAAUGGUCCAAGAAUUGGACUUACCAGGCCAGGGGUGCCCGGGGAAGCUGCCAAGACGCAUGCUAGAACAGACAGAGGCUGAUGCCUGCCUGCAGAGCCUUGUCCGAGUGCCGGAUGUUUCUAAUGAUGCCUUAAUAAAUUUUACUUGCAGUGAAGUAAAAGGUGUGUGUGUGU
Messenger RNA from Choloepus didactylus (southern two-toed sloth), 1912 nucleotides. It is a transcript of the gene PLIN3, whose product is annotated as perilipin 3. Gene Ontology annotation, biological process: lipid storage; positive regulation of triglyceride storage. Gene Ontology annotation, cellular component: lipid droplet; cytosol. The coding region runs from base 135 to 1439 and encodes 434 amino acids. NCBI's taxonomy places the organism in Eukaryota, Metazoa, Chordata, Mammalia, Pilosa, Megalonychidae. The record is from RefSeq and is a predicted model, not a curated record. The transcript is spliced from 8 exons.